This is a messenger RNA of Cladocopium goreaui, 1515 nucleotides long. Lineage: Eukaryota; Dinophyceae; Suessiales; Symbiodiniaceae. The record is from the annotation of a GenBank genome assembly.
AUUCCUCACAUCGCCGAAGGGACCCUCAAGGAGAAUGUUCUGUUUGGCCAACCUUUCGACCAAGUUCGCUAUGACGACGCCUUGCGCGCCGCCUCAUUGGGAGAAGAUCUUAAAGUGCUGCCAGGUGGAGACCAGGUCCCCAUCGGUGCCCGUGGCAUCUCCCUGUCGGGUGGCCAGAAGGCACGCGUCUCAAUGGCUCGAGCUGGUUACCACUUGAGUUCCAAGUUGGUGUUGAUGGACGAUCCCUUCGCCUCAGUGGAUGCGCCAACAGCUCGCGUGAUCAUGGACAAGCUCUUACUCGGUCCCUUGAUGACUGGCCGCACUUGCAUUGUGACCACGCAGCCGGACUCCGAGCGGCUGCAGAAGUUUCAGCGUGUGGUUCUGAUGUCCGAGGGAAAGGUGAUCCUGCAGGGGACGCCUGAUGUGGUUCUGACCAGCGAGGCUUACCAGAAGUUGUUGAGCAGCAAAGAGGGCGAAAGCUUUGCCGAUGCGGAGGACACCCAAUUCGCCAAGACUCCAGCGGCCAACUGGCGAAAGGAGCCACAGUCCGCCGAGUCUCUGCGCGAAGACGAGUUCGAGGGCCGUCCAUCGGUGCAGCCCUCGGUUAAGCCCAAUCCUAGCAGCAUCAACCAGAUCCCCAGACCGCAGUGUGUACGGCUCAAGGGUCAGGUGGGAAUGAAAGACAAAGUCUACUUUUUGGUCUCUACGAGUCCAACACAUUCGAGACAGCUGGUGUUCCAAACGGUCUUCCCAGCUUUGAUUCGGGCCAUCUGCACCUAUGAGCCACCCUAUGAACUGGCCCUUGACGGGGCCCAUGUGAUCUUAGCCGCGCGCCGUUUAGAGAAGCUGCAAGCGAUUCAGCACACCAUCGAAGCAGGACAUGGUUUGGCCAGCACUGUCGCGCUUGAUGUGCUGGAUUUUGAGUCCGUGAGGCGAGUUCUACAGGAAAUUGUUGCCACACACGGACGUUUAGACGGAGCCUUCAACAACGCUGGGGGUGCAGGUCAGAGUGGCACACUGUUAGAGUUGGAGACAGCUGAGUUCAAGCGAAUCUUUGAGCUGAAUUUCUAUGGGACCUACCACUGUAUGAAGGCAGAGCUGGAGAUCAUGACCCAACAGAAAUUUGGAUCCAUUGCGGCUCAGGUCAAUAACUUGUCCAUGUUUGCCAAGCUCAUCAUGCCCCUACAAGCUGCCUACUGUGCCUCCAAACAUGCCCUGCUGGCACUGCAAAACUCCGCCGCGGCGGAAGCGGCUGCAUCUGGGGUCAGGGUCAACUCGGUGAGCCCGGGCUUUUGCCGGCCGAGCGAGUCGUUGGACGGAUACUUGCAGCAACAUCCAGACGUGGAAUCGACCUUGGCCUCGCCCUUGGUUCACCCCAGUGGUGCUAUCGUCCACGCCAGCGAUGUUUAUGCCUCCGUAGCGCUGCUUUUGGAUGGGAAGACGUCAGGUGCAAUGACUGGGGCCGAUCUCCCAGUGACUGGUGGCCAUGGCAUCCCACUCCUCUCUCUGGGAUGA